AUGUACGAAGCACGUUAAUUGUCAUUAGUAAACCGUGGAUGUUUGUGCAUUUAAAGUUGCGUAAAUGCAAAGUAUAGAAAUACGCAUUGUGUGGAAUAUUGAAAACGUAAUGUUUAGUUACAACGAAAUACACUUUCGCUUUGCUAGUUUCCGUUUCUGCUAAUUAGCUUUGUAAAAAGACACGAACUCUGUGUAAACAUCCGCAGUUCAGUCGUAUCUACGUCGACGAUGCUUCCGUAGCUACUUGAACGUUAAUUAAUUCGAAAUAUUAAUCAGACAAUGGAACUUAAAAACAAGAAUGUUCGACUAUAACAAAAAUAGGUAUUUAUUCCUGGCGAUGCUCAAGCGAUCUAAAAUCAAUCAACGUUCUUUUGUGUUUUAAUUUGAGAAUGUCCGACGAUGACAAAAAUAAAUAUUUAUCCCUGUGGUGUUUAAGUGUUCUAAAAUCAAUCAACUUUUUUUUGUGUUUUUAAUUCGAGAAUAUUUGACCAUAACAAAAAUUAAUAUUUAUCCCUAGUGAUGCUCAAGCGAUCUAAAAUCAAUCAACAUUUUGUGUUUUUAAUUCGAGAAUGUCCUACCAUAACAAAAAUAACUAUUUAUCCCUAUGGUGUCUAAGUGUUCUAAAAUCAAUCAACGUUUUGUGUUCGAGUAUUAAGUAAUUCUUACAUACGUACCUUUGUAGUCGAGCAUGUCCCCAACUUCGGAAUCACAACGCAUGUAUAAUGAUCUGCGAAAAGAGAGAUCAUUUUUAAAAUAACGCCGUUAUUUAUUAUACUCGAAUAUAGUCGAUAAUUGAUCGUUCAAACAUUGUCGCUGUGCUCGUCUCGUUCAUCAGUCUAAGUUUAUCUGUCAGAACUGUUCUCGUCUCUUAACGAGCGUCGCGUUGACAAUCGCUCGAUUAUCGAAAUUUAUCAAUCGAUUUCGCCGAUUCAGUAUCCUCGGCAAUUCAAAUAAUUUUUCUGAUCGUCAAUAGUUAUUAUUGAACAGUUACGUCGUAGCUUUUUCCAAUUCUUCGUCCAAGACAAAGAAUGGCAGUUGUCAAUUCAUAAAGCGGAACGUCUUUGUCUCUCUUUCAUCAACAGCAACUGAAUACUUCUUGAAUUACUCGCUCUGCCAGACGCUUGCGCGGAGAGGUGCAAAGUUUACUGUCACGGUAAUAUUAAAAUUUUGUUUUUGCGCGUUUACUGUCACCAAUUUUUUAUUUCAUUUUAAUUUUUAUUCAUCUUCAGUAUCAAGUCAGAAAGAACCAUUACUGACCGGAGUGCAACAUCUCAAAGAAGCAGAAUCUAUUUUUAUAGAAUAUAUUAAAGAAACUAAAAUGGAAGAUACAUGUGUAAAAAGACACCGUUACUAUGAAGCGGAGAAUAACGCGAGUCAGGAAGCGAUUGAAACGCGGUACAAGAGUCGCCAAGGUUCUCCUCCUGUUUCUUUUCAGAUCGUAGUACAUUCUUUCUGA
Messenger RNA from Heterotrigona itama, 1456 nucleotides. The record is from the annotation of a GenBank genome assembly. Lineage: Eukaryota; Metazoa; Arthropoda; Insecta; Hymenoptera; Apidae.